Messenger RNA from Amborella trichopoda, 662 nucleotides. Its product is annotated as small nuclear ribonucleoprotein SmD1a. Lineage: Eukaryota; Viridiplantae; Streptophyta; Magnoliopsida; Amborellales; Amborellaceae. The record is from RefSeq and is a predicted model, not a curated record. Gene Ontology annotation, molecular function: RNA binding. Gene Ontology annotation, biological process: spliceosomal snRNP assembly; RNA processing.
UUUUUCCCAGCUUCUUAAAGGAAGCUUUGCCGCUCGGCUUUACACCCGCGGUCCAUGUUUCUGCUUCUCCUCUAGCCCUAGAACAGAAGCAGUUCCCCCCUCUCUCUCUCUAAAAAAUGAAGCUCGUUAGGUUUUUGAUGAAGCUGAACAAUGAGACGGUCUCCAUUGAGCUCAAGAAUGGGACAGUUGUUCAUGGCACUAUCACUGGAGUGGAUAUCAGUAUGAACACACAUCUUAAGACGGUGAAGUUGACACUGAAAGGCAAGAAUCCGGUGACCCUUGAUCACCUUAGUGUGAGGGGCAACAACAUACGAUACUAUAUCCUCCCUGAUAGUCUAAACCUCGAGACUCUUUUGGUUGAGGAGACACCUCGAGUCAAACCCAAGAAGCCUACUGCAGGGAGACCUCUUGGGCGUGGCCGAGGACGUGGGCGUGGGCGUGGACGCGGCCGUGGCCGUUGAUUUCUUGGUUACCAAAGUCUACAGUUUUUCUCGUGCAAUUGAGUACUAUGUUGAUGUAUAUUGUAGACAUUUUGAAGAGAAUCUUUAUUUGAGGCCUAGCAUGUUUCUUCUUCACUUAUCUUGAAGCAUACACGUUUAUGGAUACAUAUAUUGGCUGUGGCAUUUUGGUGGUUUAAGAGCGUUCCGCCUUUUUGGUGUCUA